AAAAAAGUAGGAAGCUGGGAUUGGAAACAGAGCCAGGCACUCCAGUAUGGGAUGCAGGUGUCCGAAGUGGUGACUAAAUUGCACCUAACACCUGCUCCUUAUUUCUUAUUUUUGAUUAGGAUAUAAAAUUGCAGUUUGAGGUCUUCACAGAAAUAAAUAUUGCUACCUAGUAUGACUGACCAAGGUCCAAGAGCUUUGUGUGCUCUGUGUUUUAGUUCUUUAUUUGGGCUAUCUUAGAUAGUCAUCGCCACAACCCUUUGACGUCACUGUUGUUAUUUCAUUUUUAUAACUGAUGAACAGAAAGGUAAAAUGGGGACAGAACUGAGGUUCACAACCCAGCAGUCUGGCCCUAGUAUCCAAACUGAACCCUUAGGCCCAGUUAUCUCUAAGGAAACACUGGUUUCCAACUCUAUGCCGUUCUAGAACCCGUCAUCAAUAUGAAAGGGACCAUAGGAACCUGGAAUGAAUAGGACAAGGAAGAGGCCUUACUGAGCUAUGUAGAAGAUGAUCAAUAGUAGGAAGUCUAGGACACUCCUGAUUCCUUGACUUGGAUACUGAUGGUGAAAACAGCCUAAUCAUUGUUUACUAGUGAUGCCUUAGUACAGAGGGUGAUGAUUCAUCAUCUUUCUUUUGGCUUAGACCCAUCUCUGGAAGGCAUGUGUGGCCCUGAGCAUGCCCAGCUGGGGGAAGAUGGGCAGCAGCCGCCACGGUGCGCCUCAACUACCUCAUCUCAAUCUGAGCCUUCAGAGCAGCUUAGGCGCCACCAAGGCAAGAUCCUAGCCUCCGAGGACCCCAAAAAGAAGAGAGCCCAGAAGCCCUCCCACAUGAGGAGAAACAUACGAAAGCUACUCCGGGAAGAUCAGUUGGAGCCAGUUACCAAAGCAGCACAACAGGAAGAGUUGGAAAGAAGAAAGCGUCUGGAGCAGCAGAGGAAGGAUUAUGCAGCCCCCAUUCCCACAGUUCCCCUGGAGUUCCUCCCAGAGGAGAUUGUCUUAAGAGCAAGUGAUGGUCCCCAGCUGCCUCCUCAGGUCUUGGCCCAGGAAGUCAUUUGUCUGGACAGUAGCAGUGGCAGUGAGGAUGAAAAAAGCAGUCGAGAUGAGGUGAUUGAACUGAGCUCUGGAGAGGAGGACACUCUGCACAUUGUGGACAGCAGUGAGUCUGUCAGUGAGGAGGAUGAGGAAGAGGAGAAGGGGGGCACCCAUGUGAAUGAUAUCUUGAACCAGCAUGACUCUCUUGGGCGGGUCCUUGUCAACCUGAACCACCCUCCAGAGGAGGAGAAUGUCUUCCUGGCCCCUCAGUUGGCCCGGGCCGUGAAACCUCAUCAGAUUGGUGGAAUCCGGUUCCUGUAUGAUAACCUAGUGGAGUCCCUGGAGAGAUUUAAGACCAGUAGUGGCUUUGGCUGUAUCCUGGCCCACAGCAUGGGUCUGGGGAAGACUUUGCAAGUGAUCUCCUUCAUUGAUGUCCUCUUCCGCCACACGCCAGCCAAAACAGUCCUUGCCAUUGUGCCGGUUAAUACCCUUCAAAAUUGGCUGGCAGAGUUCAAUAUGUGGCUCCCAGCUCCUGAAACCCUUCCAGCUGACAACAAGCCUGAAGAAAUCCAGCCUCGAUUUUUUAAAGUUCACAUCUUGAAUGAUGAGCACAAGACGAUGGCAUCUCGUGCUAAAGUGAUGGCUGAUUGGGUGUCAGAGGGUGGGGUGCUGCUGAUGGGGUAUGAAAUGUACAGACUCCUCACUCUGAAGAAAUCCUUUGCCACAGGUAGAACGAAGAAGUCCAAGAAACGCUCUCACCCGGUCAUCAUUGAUCUGGAUGAGGAGGAUCGCCAGCAGGAGUUUCGGAGAGAGUUUGAGAAGGCCUUAUGCCGCCCUGGCCCUGAUGUGGUGAUCUGUGAUGAGGGCCACCGCAUCAAAAACUGCCAGGCCAGCACCUCACAGGCUCUGAAGAACAUUCGCUCUCGCCGCCGGGUGGUGCUGACUGGGUACCCCCUGCAGAACAACCUCAUCGAGUAUUGGUGCAUGGUGGACUUUGUGCGUCCAGACUUCCUUGGCACCCGGCAAGAAUUCAGCAACAUGUUUGAACGCCCUAUCCUGAAUGGGCAGUGUAUUGACAGCACGCCUCAGGAUGUCCGCCUCAUGCGGUACCGGAGCCAUGUCCUGCAUAGCCUCCUAGAGGGCUUUGUGCAGAGGAGAGGCCACACUGUACUGAAGAUUCAUCUGCCUGCCAAGGAAGAGAAUGUGAUCCUAGUGCGGCUCUCCAAGAUCCAGCGAGACUUGUACACGCAGUUCAUGGACCGCUUCCGGGAUUGUGGCAGCAGCGGCUGGCUGGGGCUCAACCCUCUCAAGGCUUUCUGCGUGUGCUGCAAGAUCUGGAAUCACCCUGAUGUGCUGUAUGAAGCUCUUCAAAAGGAAAACCUGGCUAAUGAGCAGGACCUGGAUGUGGAAGAGCUUGGCUCUGCGGGGACCAGUGCCCGCUGCCUGCCCCCAGGAACAAAAGGCAAGGGGGAAGAUAACACUUUGGCUUCCUCGAUGGGAGAGGCAACCAAUAGCAAGUUCCUACAGGGAGUUGGCUUCAACCCUUUCCAGGAGCGAGGCAACAACAUUGUCACAUAUGAAUGGGCUAAGGACCUUCUGACUAAUUACCAGACUGGAGUCUUAGAGAACUCUCCCAAGAUGGUACUCCUUUUCCACUUGAUUGAGGAAAGUGUGAAGCUUGGGGAUAAGAUCCUCGUGUUCAGCCAGAGCCUUUCCACCUUGGCUCUCAUUGAGGAGUUCUUGGGGAAACGAGAAGUGCCCUGUCUGCCUGGUGCCGAGGGACAAGGAGCACAGAAGUGGGUUCGCAACGUCAGCUACUUCCGGCUGGAUGGUAGCACCCCUGCCUUUGAGAGAGAGCGGCUCAUUAAUCAGUUCAAUGAUCCUAGCAACCUUACCACCUGGCUCUUCCUUCUCUCCACACGGGCUGGAUGCUUGGGUGUGAAUCUGAUUGGUGCCAACCGAGUGGUGGUGUUCGAUGCUUCCUGGAACCCUUGCCAUGAUGCCCAGGCAGUAUGUCGGGUAUACCGAUAUGGCCAGAAAAAGCCCUGUCACAUCUAUCGCCUUGUGGCCGAUUACACCCUUGAAAAGAAGAUCUAUGAUCGUCAGAUUUCCAAGCAGGGCAUGUCAGAUCGGGUGGUGGAUGAUCUAAAUCCGAUGCUGAACUUCACCCGGAAGGAAGUGGAGAAUCUACUGCACUUCGUUGAGAAGGAGCCAGCUCCCCAAACAUCCUUGAAUGUGAAGGGGAUUAAAGAGUCAGUCCUGCAGCUUGCCUGUCUGAAGUACCCUCACCUUAUCACCAAGGAGCCUUUCGAGCAUGAGUCAUUGCUCCUCAACCGAAAGGAUCACAAGCUGACCAAAGCUGAGAAAAAAGCAGCAAAGAAAAGCUAUGAGGAAGACAAACGCACAUCAGUCCCCUACACCCGCCCGUCGUAUGCUCAGUAUUAUCCUGCCAGCGACCAGAGCCUGACCAGCAUCCCUGCCUUCAGUCAGAGAAACUGGCAGCCAACACUGAAAGGUGAUGAAAAGCCUGUGGCCAGUGUUCGUCCUGUCCAGUCCACUCCCAUCCCAAUGAUGCCCCGGCAUGUCCCACUGGGAAGCAGCGUAAGCUCUGCCUCCAGCACAAAUCCAUCCAUGAACUUCCCGAUCAACUACUUGCAGCGUGCGGGAGUCCUUGUGCAGAAGGUGGUCACCACAACGGAUAUUGUUAUUCCUGGGCUCAACAGCUCCACAGAUGUUCAGGCAAGAAUUAAUGCUGGUGAGAGCAUUCACAUCAUCCGUGGGACAAAAGGGACGUACAUCCGUACCAGUGAUGGGCGAAUCUUUGCCGUCCGGGCGACUGGUAAGCCAAAGGCCCCUGAAGAUGGUCGGAUGGCUGCUGCAGGUUCCCAGGGGCCUUCUCAAGAAUCCACAAGCAACGGCAGACACAGUGCCUCAUCACCCAAAGCCCCUGAUCCUGAGGGGCUGGCCAGGCCCGUCUCUCCUGACAGCCCGGAGAUCAUCAGUGAGCUCCAGCAGUACGCAGAUGCAGCUGCUGCCCGGGAAUCCCGUCAGAGCUCCCCAAGCACCAAUGCCGCCCUGCCUGGCCCUCCGGCCCAACUCGUGGACAGCAGUGCUGUUCCUGGGACAGCUCUUGGGACUGAGCCUCGACUUGGGGGUCAUUGCCUCAAUAGUUCCCUCUUGGUGACUGGCCAGCCCAUUGGUGGCAGGCACCCAGUGCUGGACUUAAGGGGCCACAAGCGAAAGUUGGCCACUCCACCUGCCGCCCAGGAGUCAACCCGUCGGCGGUCCAGGAAGGGCCAUCUGCCAGCCCCCGUGCAGCCGUAUGAACACGGGUAUCCAGUCUCUGGCGGGUUUGCCAUGCCACCCGUCUCCUUAAACCAUAACCUCACCCCCCCCUUCACCUCCCAGGCUGGGGAGAACUCCCUGUUUAUGGGUAGUACCCCCUCCUACUACCAGCUGUCCAAUUUGCUGGCAGAUGCCCGCCUGGUAUUUCCAGUGACUACUGACCCUCUGGUGCCAGCAGGCCCCGUCAGUUCCUCUUCCACGGCUACCUCAGUCACUGCCAGCAACCCCUCUUUCAUGCUCAACCCCUCUGUGCCAGGGAUACUACCCAGCUAUUCACUCCCAUUCUCGCAGCCACUCCUGUCCGAGCCAAGGAUGUUUGCGCCUUUUCCUUCCCCUGUCUUGCCCAGCAACCUUUCGCGGGGCAUGUCUGUCUACCCAGGCUAUGUGUCCCCACAUGCAGGCUACCCAGCUGGUGGCCUCCUCCGGUCCCAGGUGCCUCCGUUUGACUCUCACGAGGUCGCCGAGGUGGGCUUCAGCUCCAAUGAUGAUGAGGAUAAGGACGAUGAUGUGAUAGAGGUCACUGGGAAAUAGCUGGGGAGUCCCUCCCCACCUCACUCAAGGCCCCCAGCAGGUUGCCCCACAAACAGGAAGGCAGUGAUCUGGGCUUUGUGAGAAUAGGGCACUUGGCAGGACGGAAAAGGACAAAUUCAAAGAAGGGUGAUUGGUCAUGGUGUUAGGGCUCUGUUGCUGUUUAACAAAAGAGGCAAAAUAAUAAUAAUAAUAUCCAACAGAGCAGCAAUAGGGAGAAUUCAGGGACCCAAAACAGACAGGGAUUAGAGGGGCGUGGCCACCUGCCUCUCUCCUCCUUCCUGCCUUGCUUAUGCUGUCUGCUUGCUUGCCCGCCCGCCCGCCCGAGUUAGAAGCUCGCAUCCCAUUUCUGUCUUUGGGAACAUUCUCUCCCAAGAAAGCUGCCUUACUGGGUAACUUAGCUUGGCCUAGGAAGGGGAGGGGAGGGAGGGAGGGUGAGUGAGAGAGAGAAGGAGGGUGGGCAAGGGGAGCAGACUGAGAUCCCGUGGGUCAUGGGGUCAUUUUAGGGGGUGGGAAGGAAGCAGACCAGGUAUGUGUGUUUCUGAGUGUGUGUGUAUGUUUAUGUAUGUAUGUACAUGUGUGCAACAGAGCAGGGGUGAAGAUGGGAGGGGAGGGAGGGAGGAACCAAGGGGGAAACUAAAAAUGAAUUUAUCUUUUUUUUAUAAUGCAAACCAGAGUGUGUUGGCCACUAUUAAUGUAAACAUCAGGGUGAGCCUGGGAGUACAGCCAUGGAAAUCACAAGUUUCCUUCUAAGCUGGGUGAAGAGAAGGCCUAGCUAACUGAAGUCACUGGUCUUCAAAACCAUGUCUGUUUUAGAAUUUGGGGGAAAUCAUGAGAGAAAAUGGGCAUUACUAAUCUCUUCUUUUCCCCAGUGGCUGCCUCUGAGCAGGGCUCCCUUCCCAGCUGGGCGGCUGUGUGGGAAGGAAAAGCACGGCCGUGGAUGAGUGAGAGCUGGUGGCGUUGUGGCUGGAAGAGACUGACCGAGCCCCUUGCAGCCUGCCCUGCUGGCCUUUUUCUUCUUCCCUUCCCUGCUAGAGAGCUCCAUGUUAAUUUAUUUCUUAUGGGCAAUUAUUUAUUGUUUGGACUUUUCAUGUGUCUUUUUUUUUUUGGGGGGGGGGGGACAGGGUGGAUAGGGGUAAGGAGAGUAGGAGAUAGAAAGGGAGGGGAGUUUCCAGAUAUCCCAGACUCCGUAGCUGCUGGUGAAAAGAGUCUUGGGUGGAUGGUGAACUGACCAGGGAAGAAGACUUAGGCUUGACCACGGUUUUGAUUAAACAGCUGCUUUUAGGAAGUGGCCCCUCAGGAAGAUCAGGGAAUCCUGAGACUGGAUAGUGAGCGGGGAGACUUAUUUAGCAGAAACUGAAACUUAGGAUCAUGAGGUUUGUUACUGGGAAGUUGAUGUGGAGCUGUGUCCUCCUGGGAUGACCUUAGAGGCUGUCUCUCCACCUUGAAAGGUGAAGCCAUGGAUAGGAAGCUGCUGGCCUGAGGGAACAGACUAUCGUUGUCCUUGUAGGAAAGGUCUUGGCUUUCCCAGCCAGUCAGGUGAUGGAUGUGGUAUCUCCUGUUUCCAUCUUGGAGGGAACACAGAGGAGCCCUGCCUCAGUAGGAGCCCUAGGUCUGGCUGUUAUCUUAAAAGAGCACAUCAGUCAUUCUGAGUUCCUCCUUUCUUCUUCCCAGUGCCGAGGGAGGGGCAUCUAGUGCUUCAGCAUAAACACUGGCUGUCUUCAUGUUGGUGUGUCUGUGUGCCUCCACCCCCAAGACUGCCAGACAGUUCUUUAUGACAAACAAACCUUGUCCGCCUUUAGAGCUUUCCCACCUGCCCAUGGCUCCUUCCUAACUGGGCAGCUGCCGAAGGCAGAUUAGCCAGGUCAUCUCGAUAGUAGUCCUGCAACUCUCAUGACCAGCCCAUUUCCUCUGGGCCUUAAAGACUUCGGGGGACUGUCCCCAGAGAACAGACAGGAAGUGUUGAUGGGGUAUGUGUGUUCAUGCGUAUUUCUGUGCUGUCCCAGACACCUAAAAUGGAACUUAGGAGCUUUCUUUGUUUUCAUAAGCACUCUGUCAGACACUUAACUCUGCUACUCAUAGAAGCCUUAGAUCUACAAUUUAGCUAUGCAAAUUAUUUUAAUAAUUUAAAAAUAGCAGUUCCAACCAGUGCUUUCUCUUUCAGAUGCUUCCCAAGAAUGGGUGGUGAAGGGACUCAGUUGGAGUAGGCACUCAGGUUGAGAUUGGUGCAGUAGGAGUGAACUAGCACAGCACACACAGAACCUGGCUUACACUGAGGCCUCUCAGGUGCUGGGGCAUUGAGAUUCCAGUGUGUGUGUGUGUGUGUGUGUGUGCGCGUGUGCGCGUGUUGUUGUUGUUUUUGGGAGAAAAGGAGUAUUUAUUUGUUCACUUCUAAGAUACACUGCAGCAGUCUCUCAGAGUCCAGAAACCAGUUCCUGGAAGGAAGGGCUUUAGAAGUGGCAAGGAAAAAUGAAUGGGUGUUCAGAGGGGCAGCACAUGCCUGCUCGCCACCCACUAGUCCCAGGGGCUGAGUCUAACUUCAGCUCAGCAGAAGCUGUAAUUCUGGGAGCCUGGCCUGGCUACAUAAGGCUUUCUCUGAUAUGUGGAGCUUCUGUUCCAUAGAGAGUUUGGAAUGGGGUCAUGGGAAAUUGGACUGCUCCCACUUGUGGGUUUUGCUUUUUGUUUUUUGAAGAUGUGAACCUGAAAAGAAACUGACUUUUCUGCUGUCUCCAAGUGUGCUGGUAGGCACAGGUGCAUGCUUACCAAGCAUUUGUAUGUGUUUGAGGGAAUCAAGAAAGGUCUCAGAGCCUAAGAACCCUGUUCGACACUUUGACAUUAGGUGGUGUUCCCAUCGAGUCCUGAGUGAAGGAAGGCUGGUGAUUAGAGGGAAGGCAGAUCAGGUCUGGCAUUUUCCUUCACUGCAUCUUCCGUCGAAUGUUGUUAAAGGCCUUCCAAGGCCUAUCCUUCUGGGUUGGCCCAAGCUCUUAGCUUGGGAAGCACCAUAUACAUAAUAAUUCAGGAUUAGCAUUUGUAGUGAUGCUUGAUUUUCUUUUCACCAUAUCUUGUGGAUAAAAAUUGACCUGGGAUGAAGUAGCUAUUUGAUAAAAAAGUAAGUGACCCAUGUUGGGUCAGAUCUUUUACUUAAAAUCGGCUCUCUGCAAAGUCCUCACCCCUUUGAAUUGUGCUUCUCAAGCACCUAUCUCAUCAUCUCCUGACUCUGUCACGUCCUUGGAAAUCCCUUCCCUAGGAAUUAGUGUGUAGAGUCUAUCUAUUUGUGACUCACAACUAAAUAUGAAAUUUCCCAUUCUGGAAGCAUAAAACAAAGAGCUGGGGUACACGUUUGCUGAUUGGCUGAAAGAACUAAGCUUUAGCAGUCUGGGCAGGAAAGUCAUCCUGAAGCUGUCAGCCAAGCAGGGCCCUCUGUGACAGCCCCUCCAAGCCUGUCAUUGCUCUGGAAUUGAGUCCUCAGCCAUGGGAAAGGUCUUCUGGGAAUUUACAUUCCUUGUUUGUGGUGUUCCUGGAUAGGACCUCCUGCCUCCUAUUUCCCUUUGAUUUUCCGGAACAGUCUCUCUCUUCUGAGCCAUGGCCUUUGUGCCCACAGCUAAGUGGCUCUUCCCCUACUAAACCUACUAAACCUCCCCCAGGAAGUCAGCACCUCAACGUCUCUGAGAAUGCUGUGCUCUCCGUGGGCCACCUUCAGACUUCCCUCCCUACCUGCUCUUCCCUCUUGCCCCGUGUAUUCCACCGUGACCGGUUCAUGUCUGUCCUGUGCCACACGCCUGGCCCUAGGCCUUUCAUGACUACCCGAGUCUUACAGCGAUGAACUUCCUGAGCAGGCAGUAUCGAACUUCUUUCCACUUCAGGGACCUGAGUCUGCUGUGUUCCCUUCUCGCGGGUCUCUGAGAUAAUAGUAAUCCAUUGUGUUGGGGGCAGAUAGCCAGGCAGGCUGCAGGGUCUGGGAUGCAGAGGACUGGGGGAAGGUUUGGGUACUCUCUGCUACCACUACUGGGAUGAUAUUUACAAGAGCGGGGACCUCUUACUGUGACCUGACCCAGGAUCCUCCCUGGAAGAAAGCCUAGCCCAGCUGUGUAUGUGUGUGUGUGUUUGUGUGUGUGUGUGAGUGAGAGAGAGAGAGAGACUGUGUGUGUGUAAAAUGACUUAUCUGGUUGUGUUACUCAGGGUGGGCUGGGGGCUUACCAGAAGAAUCCUCCCCCAGUCUGCCCAAGACAGGUUUUUCCUUGUACCCUCUUGAGGAGUUGGGGGUGAGGGUCCAGGUGGGUUGAGGGGGUCAUAAUGGAUAACCACUAAGCCCACACUGCUGCCAGGGGGAAUGGGGAGAGAUGAGGUGGCCCCAGGGACCUGGCACCUGGCUUUGGUUUUCCGUCUUAUUUCCUCAGGACGCCCCUGAGGCCUGGGACCUGCGCCUGGCUUUGAGGAGCAUCUGUGGCUGGGUGGCCCAGCUGCUGGUGUGACCAUGGGCUUCCCUCCGCUCUCAGCAGGGCAGGCGCUCCUGCCCCACAGACCGGGCAACUGGCUGUUUCUAUGACGUAUUUAUUUUUACUUGUGUUUCAUGUCACUUUUUUAAAAAAGCAAACAGAACAAUUGUAAGUCAGUAUAACUGCCUAUCAGUUUUCUUUAUUUCUCUUUUUGUAAAAUAAAAUUUAAACUCAAGAAGGCA
Molecule: messenger RNA, 9579 nt
Organism: Oryctolagus cuniculus (rabbit)
Lineage: Eukaryota; Metazoa; Chordata; Mammalia; Lagomorpha; Leporidae
Source: RefSeq, a predicted model, not a curated record